Molecule: messenger RNA, 948 nt
Organism: Ramularia collo-cygni
Lineage: Eukaryota; Fungi; Ascomycota; Dothideomycetes; Mycosphaerellales; Mycosphaerellaceae
Exons: 1
Coding region: 1-948 (315 amino acids)
Biological process (GO): error-prone translesion synthesis; error-free translesion synthesis
Cellular component (GO): nucleus
Molecular function (GO): DNA-directed DNA polymerase activity; deoxycytidyl transferase activity
Source: RefSeq, a predicted model, not a curated record
AUGCCUUACAAAGCUCCGGUCGCGGCGAAGCCGAGCAAAGCCAUCUUCGACCCGUUCAGCUCGUCCGCCACCGGCCACCAGCGCGCAGAAAACAAACUGAGCGGGAGUACGUCAUGGCGCGAAUCCCGGCAUCGCAAGCUCCAUCAACAAUUCAACGGCGGAGCUGGGGGUGGGAAGCGGGUCAGUGACAGUGUGGGCGCCGGCAGUGAAGACUUUGGACGAGAUGGAAGGACGGAGAAUGGUGGAUUUGAGAAGGGCGCGAAAGGGCUGCGAACGGGUGGACAGCAGAGUUUGUGGGCGACGAUGACCGUCAGCAAGGGCAGUGAUGAAUCGAGUGAACGGCCGGCGAAGCGCAUCAAGACAGAAGACAGUCCCGAGAAGCCACGUUCGACGAAGGUCGUGAAUCCAUAUACUCCAUUCCGAAGGGAGGAUGGCAAGAUUCGUGAAACGAGCUGGACGUCACCAUCCGAUCUAUYGGAGCCCAUUGAUCCGCUACCGUCAUCAGAAGAAUCACGGACUUCCAWCCCAAAAUUCGAAGAAAAGAAGGAGGAUGAUCCGCCGCCGCCGCCUCCAAUAUUCUCCUCGUUGACAUUCUACGUCAAUGGCUCUACCUAUCCUCUGUCCGACCACGCCCUCAAGCACCUCAUAAGCUCACAUGGAGGCAACAUGUCGAUCGCGCUUGGAAGAAGAACUGUCACGCACGUCAUCAUCGGGAAGCCCAACAGCAGCGGUGGUGGAGGCUCUGGAGGUGGACUUGCCGGCAGCAAAAUCCAGAAAGAAAUCACUAGCAUGCGAGGAAAGGGGAUCAAGUUCAUCUCUGCGGAAUGGGUCAGUGAGAGUGUCAAGGCUGGAAAGCGGUUGCCAGAAUCGAGGUUUGUGGGCAUGAACCUUGCACCCAAGGGUGUUAGUGGCAUUCAAAGCAUGUUCCGAGCUGCGGCAAAGAAGUGA